This is a messenger RNA of Ilex paraguariensis (yerba mate), 1290 nucleotides long. The record is from the annotation of a GenBank genome assembly. Lineage: Eukaryota; Viridiplantae; Streptophyta; Magnoliopsida; Aquifoliales; Aquifoliaceae.
AUGGCCCGUAACUCAGCAAGUCCCGAUCACGCCAGCGACAACAAUGCCACCAACUCCGGCUCGGGCAUCGAUAACCCUAACAUUACUGCUUCAAUUUCCAAUAAAGACAAUACUAGGAUGAUUGUGUCCUCAGAUCGGAAAUUGAGAACUAACCGACUUCAUCACCACCACGAUCCAUCAUGGUCUCAAAAAUUUCUUGAAAGUAAAAGAUCACCGGAAUUUGUCGUUGGCCACCUCAGCUUGAGCGUGGCAUGCAAACAAAAUAUCGACCUUCUUUACCUCACCAGAGACCUUCUAGUCGAGAUCUUCAUUCGACUGCCGCAGAAGGAAGUUUUCAGGUCGAAGUGUGUGUCAAGCACUUGGAACCAUAUAAUUUCAGAUUCUAGUUUCCGUCGUAGUUAUGUGUCUCGAAACAACAAUUCUUCACUGCCGCUGGUAGGAUUCUUCCAUGGUCCUGUCUGCUUAAGACGUGACAUCCUUGAAGAUUUACCGGUUUCGCCACCCAGGCUCGCAUUCCUUUCCACUUGUGAUCAACAAGGAAGAGCAAUACAGUGCUACACUUUCAUCCAAAAGGUCUCAUCCUUUGUGGCCGUCACAAUAAGGCUUAUCUCGUCUGCAAUCCCAUUAAGAACCAGUGGUUAUCACUACCUAAACCGAGCUUGCGAUGUAAAAGCUCUGGCAGUUGGCUUUUCGUGUUCAGAGGAUGACAUGAUGAGUUUUAAAGUCAUUCGGGCUUCUAUUAGACUCCCACAAAUUGAAGAUAACAAGCUGCAGAUUGAAACCUUCUCUUCUCAAACUGGCAAGUGGAAAACAUCUCAGCUUUCUUUUCCAUCCAAGUUUUCUUUGAUUCCAUACGAGAAGUGCGACGUGAUGGGAGGGAUUUUUUACUGGCGAGCCAAGGGAGAUGCUGUGGCGGCUUACGAUCCUGGAAUGGGAAAAAAUCAUGUAUGGUUGAUGAGAUUUCCGACUACUGGUUUGAAUGGGAUGUGUGCACUCUCAGAUCCUGAUGGAAUAGAGGUCUGGGUUUUGAAGAAGAAGACAUCGCAGUAUAGUCUUUCCAGCAUUAUACCUCGCACCGAAUGGGUCUUAACAUAUGCUUUGAACCCUGAAGACUUCUUUGUUGCCGGUUUCAGACACCAAAAGCGUCAAACUGGGGGAGUUUUUCUGUCAGCAACCUCCUCCUCCUGGUUUUCCACAACGUCCUUUUAUGUCAGGUUUCCAUCCUCAAGAUUCACGGAUUGUCUAUCUUCGACUGGAUAUUGUGAUCUUCAGCUACAAUUUAGAGACUAA